AUGACGAUAUCGUCCGGCAUGCCCGACAAUUGGCCAAAGCACAAACGUGCUAAGCACCCAGACAGAUCACCUGCCGGUCAAGCUGGAAACGUUCCCCUCCCUGGGGUCACUUACCUAUCAGACCUGCUCAAAGUCAUAGAUGGUAGGAGGCAAACCGGGCAUACAGAUGAGGAUCUUCCGCCUCCAUUCACAGUUCCGAAGUCCUACUCACACGUACCACAUGAAUACCUUGCGCCAGAUGGGUUCCCUCGUCCUAAGUUUUGGCUCCAUUCGGCCUGUGAGCACGCAAUACUUGGAGUGGGUAACAUUUCCGGAAAGGGGGGUGUCAAGCAGCAAGCAAUGGAUUUUUAUCGUGAACAAGGAGUAGAAGGUGUGCCUGCUGCUAAACCCAUAGUUCGGAAGGCAAGUGGUAAGGAAACCACCACAUACGAUAAGCAAGUCACCCGUUAUGACGACCCAAUUCUACCGUUCGAAAACCAUCAACGAACUAUGGAUAUAAUCUUUAAUACAUACACGAUCAUUACUCAUGGGCGGGGUCAAUAUGUUGAUCGGCAUUCCAAUAAGCUCGUGUUUACCUUCGCCUUCGAGGACCUAGAAGCUAUGGACCCUAGAGCCCGUCAGGAUCAUCAAAAUGACGUAGAUACAAUAAUGAUGUCGAUGAAACUUUUCAAACGCUUGCCUACCCCGAAUGCACAGUUUUCGCUUGAGCGCAUUCGAGCGCUGUCUACAUUAUACCAGCCUUCCGACUUUUUGACCAAGUGUGGCAAUCCGAUUGCGCCGCUCAGCCCUUACCAAUCAAGGGAGUCAUCACCAUUAACUCCACUUCCAGCUUCUUCUCCCGAAUCUUCACCCCUAACUUCGCUUCCACCUUCGGAUGCUGAAGAUGAUGGAAUGGUGUCUACUGUGGAAGUUAAGAGUGGUGUCACUACGAAUGGAGCUUUAAUUCAUGGACGUAUGCACUGCUUCGGUCAGACGUUUCUCGACAGACUGCCUGGUUUUGGUGCGCGAAUUGGCUCUCGCUUCUCUGACUUCUGCGAUGUUGGAUUCCUGAUCGCGCGGCAGCAGCUAAAUGACCUUAGAGCGCCCUCUAUGACUUCAAUUUCGAAAUUUCAGCCAUUGGGACCUCACGACUUUGCUGCGAACUUUGCUUUCACCUUGGGAAAUUUUUAUAAUAAACCACACACGGAUAACGAUAAAGGAAAAGUAUAUUGUUUGUGGUAUCCGUUGGAUAGUAUUAGCGGUAAGAUAAUUACUGAGAGUGAAGGUUUUGUUAUUAUUGGUGGUUGGUUUAUUUUUCCAGAAUACCGAGUUGCAAUUAAUUUUGGAGGCAAAUCGGCGGUCCAGAUUGCUUGGAGCGUGGAAAAGGACCGUGCGGUCAGGAUGUCUGGUACACUCGCCUGGGCUGCUCCUCUCAGAUUACUCACUCAAUGGCGCGCGCGGCGGUAA
Molecule: messenger RNA, 1446 nt
Organism: Melampsora larici-populina 98AG31
Lineage: Eukaryota; Fungi; Basidiomycota; Pucciniomycetes; Pucciniales; Melampsoraceae
Exons: 7
Coding region: 1-1446 (481 amino acids)
Source: RefSeq, a predicted model, not a curated record